AUGCCUGACGAAACCUCCGUCGUCGAAACGAAGCCAAGUCGGGCCUGGGAGACAUUCUCUGCAGGAGGGCAUGCGGAGGCCACCGCGGCGGACAAAUGGGUUGACGCCAUUUUUCAAGCAGACAAAUCGACUUGCCAGCUCGACACCACAGUCAGGCACCACGAUGCGCGCACGAAGAAGACUGAGAAGCCCGACAAGCCCAAGCCUCUUCGCAAAGCCUUCACCUUCAGCUGGACCGAGCCGUGGUCCGAACAAGUAUCGUUGCGUCGCACAUUGUCUUUGCCGCGGUCGACAACCCCGCGAGCCCCAGAUGUGUACGGGGAGCAGACAGCCUCAGCCUUGGUAUUCUCCACUCGUGAUUACGGGAACUUGACCGAAAACAGGAUCUUGGGCAUCGCCGGUGGGAGGGGGAAAAUACUCGGUUUCCUCUUCACCGUUGACUCAGUCUCCCGCAAGGACGGGAUCACGGGAUCGCUGGUGGACGGGACGGUGGCGAGGCAGAUCAAAGACAACGAGUUACGCGAGUACACCCCACCUGACGUGGCACAAGGCGAGAGCCAGCGGGAAGCGAGCGGAGAAUAUGCAAAAGGAUAUUUCCCCUGCUCGUACAGGAUGGAGAGUCCUGCUGAAGGGAACGUAAGGGGAAAUACCACGGUCUUGAUUUUGAAAGUGAAUAAUGAAGUUAUGAUCAUAUGCCGACUCGCCGAGGGUUUUGCUGCUACUGGUACCGUAUCGGAUAGCAGGCUCUGGGUGGUCCUAUCGCUAUCGAGAGGCGCGGAGUCCGCGAGUAGGCUGGCUCCGAGCAAAUACUGA
Messenger RNA from Dioszegia hungarica, 813 nucleotides. RefSeq lists its product as uncharacterized. Bases 1 to 813 code for a protein of 270 amino acids. Lineage: Eukaryota; Fungi; Basidiomycota; Tremellomycetes; Tremellales; Bulleribasidiaceae. The record is from RefSeq and is a predicted model, not a curated record. The transcript is spliced from 4 exons.